Messenger RNA from Panonychus citri (citrus red mite), 752 nucleotides. RefSeq lists its product as uncharacterized. NCBI's taxonomy places the organism in Eukaryota, Metazoa, Arthropoda, Arachnida, Trombidiformes, Tetranychidae. The transcript has a single exon. The record is from RefSeq and is a predicted model, not a curated record. The coding region runs from base 1 to 630 and encodes 209 amino acids.
AUGAAUCAAAUCUUGAGGUCAAAGUUUUUUUAUCGAAUCAGAUAUUUCAUCGGACUACCCGAUGACCACGAGUAUGACCAAUAUGUAGUAAAUAUUAUCGGUAAAUUGGAAAUACUGAUUCGUGAUUUACUUUUCACUCGAAGGGGUUAUGACCAAAAUCGGACUAACUACGAAUUGGAAGGUUUUUAUUGGAAAAAUAUCAUAAUUCGUAUUGUGAUAGUUGUGUCCAUUGUUCGAGCUUUUCUUGGUGCAAUUUGGUUGAAAGAUGAAUCGAAACAACUUUUACUAGGUAAUCCUUUCCAUGGACAACCCUUGAACUUGAUCAUUUUACCGCAACUUUGUUUCGCGAUCGGUGGACUAUCAAUUUUUCGAGAGUAUAUCUUAUAUUUGGAGAGCUCAGGGUUUCUUAAAUUGGUCUCGAUAUUUCGGACAAUUCAACAAAAAGGAUUCGAUCGUAGAAUAUUAAAUCUAACUGAUAAUCAGUGUAAAAUAUUUAGAAAAUCAUUUACAUUAAUCGUUACCAAUGUUCCAAGAGUGAUCAAAUUUUUACUCUUGGUAUUGGUGCUACAAUUAUCAUCUCUAGACUCAUUGAUCCGAUCUUUUUUCACGAUAAAUUGUAUUUUGGCCUAAGCAUUUUCUUCAUUUGCACAGAAUUCAUUUUGUUACAUUUUGUUUCUCCGUAUGUUUUCAACGCAGGUGGGCACAUACUCGCAGUUAUCACCCUGUACAUUUGUCGAUUAUCAAGCUUACUC